Molecule: messenger RNA, 1786 nt
Organism: Mugil cephalus (flathead mullet)
Lineage: Eukaryota; Metazoa; Chordata; Actinopteri; Mugiliformes; Mugilidae
Gene: prkn
Product: parkin RBR E3 ubiquitin protein ligase
Exons: 9
Coding region: 67-1530 (487 amino acids)
Biological process (GO): autophagy of mitochondrion; ubiquitin-dependent protein catabolic process; protein polyubiquitination
Cellular component (GO): Golgi apparatus; cytosol; ubiquitin ligase complex
Molecular function (GO): ubiquitin protein ligase activity; zinc ion binding; ubiquitin conjugating enzyme binding
Source: RefSeq, a predicted model, not a curated record
AACCACUACAGUCCCACAAUGCACCGCGGCCCGCAGACUGUAAACACAUGAAGGACGCGGAGACGAAUGAUCCUGUUUGUGCGCUACAACCUGGGGCCCGGCGUGGCCGUGGAGCUGCAGGAGGAGGCGAGCGUGGCUGAGCUGAAGGAGGUGGUGGGGAGUCAGCAGGGGGUCCGACCAGACCGGCUCCGGGUUCUGUUCGCUGGGAGGGAGCUGCAGAGCACCUCCACGCUGCAGGGCUGCGACCUCCCAGAGCAGAGCACCAUACAUGUCCUCCUCCAUUCUGGCUCCUCGUCCAACCACCGCUUUCUCCUGCAGGAGGAGAACAGUCUGAGCAGGUUAAACACCAGCUCCUCUGGCCUGGCUGAGAUCCUGGAGGAGAGCACAGGACAGGGAGGUGGAGGAGGUGAAGUGGAAGGAAGAGGAGGUGGAGGAGCCAAAGGAGUCGGAGGAGUUGAAGGAGGUGGAGGAGUCGGAGGAGGUGGAGAAGGUGGAGGAGGUGGAGGAGUCGAAGGAGGUGGAGGAGGUGGAGAAGGUGGAGGAGUCGAAGGAGGUGGAGGAGGUGGAGGUGGCUACAGUCGUUUCUUCGUCUUCUGUAAAAGUUGUAAAUUGAUCCGACCUGGAAAACUACGAGUUCGCUGCAGAAAAUGUCACGAGACGACGAUGACGCUGAGCAGAGGUCCGUCUUGCUGGGACGACGUCCUCCAUCCUGGUCGUAUCCGUGGCGUCUGUCAGUCAGACGGUUGUCAAGGCAACGAAGCGGAGUUCUACAUGAAGUGUGCGUCCCAUCCAACAGCGGAGAACGACCUCUCUGUGGCCCUGGACCUCAUAUUGACUAACACCAGGAGGGUCCCAUGCAUCGCCUGCACAGACAUCAUGCCGGUGGUCCUGGUAUUCCAGUGUCCAGAGCGUCAUGUGAUAUGUCUCGACUGUUUCCAUGGUUACUGUCAGACUCGACUCAACGACAGACAGUUUGUCCAUCAUCCUGAGAUCGGAUACUCGCUGCCCUGUCCAGUGGGCUGUGAGGAGUCUCUGAUCAAAGAGCUUCAUCACUUCAGGAUUCUGGGAGAGGACCAGUAUGGACGCUACCUGCACUACGGGGCGGAGGAGUGUCUGCUGACCAUUGGAGGGCUGAUGUGUCCAUCACCUGGGUGUGGGGCGGGGCUUCUUCCAUCUGACGGCAGCAGGAGGGUGGAGUGUGACACACACCUGGGCUGUGGCUUUGUCUUCUGCAGGGAUUGUAGGCGGAGCUACCACCAGGGGGCGUGUCAGAUGGCGCCGGCCCCACCCACUGGCGAAGACUCACAGGGCUUCCUGGUGGGGGGAGAGGCGUCUCUCAGGGGGAGGUGGGAUCAAGCGUCGCUGCUCUUCAUCCAGGAGUCGACCAAACGCUGCCCCCAGUGUUCGGUUCCUGUGGAGAGAAACGGCGUGUGCAUGCACAUGCAGUGUCCUCGGUGUGGAGCUGAGUGGUGCUGGGUCUGUGGAGUGGCCUGGAACAGGGAGUGUAUGGGAGACCACUGGUUCGGAUAAAGAUCUGUGACAUCAAUGUUACUGUUAUUAUUAUUAUUGUUAUUAUUAUUAUUAAUGCUGUGUUUUAUAGAUUCUAUUAAAGGCAGAAAAAAGUUUUUCUUGUUUUAAACUAGUGCUGUCAAAGGAUUAAAACCAUUGUAAUCAGAUUAAUCUCAGGGUUGCUGUGGAUUAAUUUAGAUGAAUUCAUGUUUAAUCUCUAUUGAUGGCGUUUCAUUGUUUAUGAGCAAACAUGUUCAUUAAACACCUUCAAAAACUU